Messenger RNA from Porites evermanni, 750 nucleotides. Lineage: Eukaryota; Metazoa; Cnidaria; Anthozoa; Scleractinia; Poritidae. The record is from the annotation of a GenBank genome assembly.
AUGGCUACCUUCCAAGGGUUUCAAGCUUUGUUAUCUGUGUUCAUUUUAUAUUCCCGGGUUGUAGUGAGUUCGACUAAUCCGAGUUUGUGCACUCGAGGCAGUUAUUCCUGCGAUUCUGGCUACGUAUGUUGCAAUAACAAAUGUGUUCUGGGAUUAGACUGCUAUGAUCAAUAUUGCACCUUGAACUCCCAUUGUUCAAUCGGUGAAAGCUGUUGUAAUAGUCAGUGCAAGGAUGGAAAUGACUGUAUUGGACAGUCUUGUUCUGUAAACUCUGACUGUGCCGGUGGAUCAUUCGAGUACUGUUGUGACGGAACAUGUUCAUAUGAUUCAUGUUACGAUGCCACUGCCGUAAUACUUGGUUCUAUUUUCGGUACGAUUUUCAUCUUUGGCGUUUUCUCGGUAUGCAUUUACUACGCUUGCAGAAGGCGUCGAGUUCACCAUGGAAGAGUGAUUGUUGGACAGAGAGUUACAACAGCGACCGUGAGGACAACAACAACUACAGCGCAGCCUUACCCACCCUAUGUGGGGCAGAUACCUCCACCCUACCAACAAGGCUACCAAUACUACCCCCCACCUCAGUAUGAACAACAUCAGACGGCCAUUCCUCCACCAUAUAACCCUGGGACAACUGCAACAAAUGAUCAACCUCCCCCUUAUAGUGCAGCAACACAGGGUAGAUCAGGAGGGGUUUACACUCCUAAACCAUCAUAUGGGGCAGUGCAAACAGCGUCAGCUCCGCCGCCUGUCUAG